This is a messenger RNA of Pomacea canaliculata, 811 nucleotides long. RefSeq names its product prophenin and tritrpticin precursor-like. The coding region runs from base 86 to 379 and encodes 97 amino acids. The record is from RefSeq and is a predicted model, not a curated record. Lineage: Eukaryota; Metazoa; Mollusca; Gastropoda; Architaenioglossa; Ampullariidae. The transcript has 2 exons.
GGUGUGUGUACAGUGUGAUUGACGCCCUUGCCUGGUACCUGUGAGAGUGAACACUACACUGUAAACCUUCAGACACCUGGUCAACAUGCGGGGACACCUUCUGAUUGUUGUGGUGGUUGUGGUGGUGGUGUGUCAGCUCACGAACUCCAUGGCCGAUACAGACACCAAAGACCAGAGCCUGUUGCAUCUGCUGACUAAGCGAGAAUCCUUGUUUCCAAGUUUUCCACUUCCAAGAUUACCAGCUCCAAGGUUUCCACCUCCAAGAUUACCAUCUCCAGGGUUUCCACCUCCAAUAUUUCCACCGUGCAUAUGUGUCACUGAGCCGUGCCCCUGCUACCCGCCACGCCCACGUGACCCGAUUCUGGACCCCAUUUGGUAACUCCAGUGUAAAGCUGUCGGACAGGUGGAUGAUAAACGAACUAGCCAUCACUAGCAGCAUCAUGGUAUUCUCCCAUUACUACAAAUGACAGAGUGGGCACGACUGCCUUCACCUGACUUGUCUCCCAGCAAAAACAAAAGAAUUAGACUCUGUUUGUUUUGAAGUGUUGCCAUGGAGUCAGUGAUCUCUACUCACUGAUCGUGCUCCUUCGCUGUGUUGCCAGUAUAAUUCAGUCCUCAAUCCUUUCAUUUACAUUCAUUUCUAUUCUUUUAGUUUUGAGUAAACGUAAAAUGGAAGGUCUGUAUUCUGACCAUGUUGUUAGCAAAACUAAAAAUACCGUGAUGUAUGUAAAUACACAAGUAAACAAUGAACUGACAGCAACUGAUUUGACCUGAAGAUUAAAGUAAACACAAUAUAAAGGUGGAUUGAUAA